Alternaria atra is the source of this 2385-nucleotide messenger RNA. RefSeq lists its product as uncharacterized. The transcript has 3 exons. The record is from RefSeq and is a predicted model, not a curated record. NCBI's taxonomy places the organism in Eukaryota, Fungi, Ascomycota, Dothideomycetes, Pleosporales, Pleosporaceae. The coding region runs from base 1 to 2385 and encodes 794 amino acids.
AUGCCGGCGGUGCAGCAUCAACAGCGACUGCCUCCUGUCUACGAAGCUGGAGAUCACGAGUUUUCAGACGCCGACCUUCACUACAUCUCACAGGAAACGUCAUUGUAUAUCAUUUCCGAACAUAGCUAUGUGCCUUCAUUGAUCAGAGCCCCUUGCGAGCGCGACAAUAGCUGCGCGAACCAACAACCACACCGCAUUGGCACAUCACUACGCCUCUCAACACAACGAAGACCACCCCGACCGCUCAUGGCCACCCUCACCUACGCCCAAGAUGCCCAGCAAACUUUUGGCGCACCGCCUGGCAGCCCGCCUGACCUCACAAACUCCAAGUCGUCCAAGUCGUCAAGCAUCCAUUCGUCAACUCUCCUAGACUUCAUGGGCACAACGGAGAACCUCUCCCACUUUGAGGAUAUUAACCUAGACGAAGCAUCAGCCCCACGAGCCUCUCUUUCCACCAGGAGCCUCCCGCAUUCACAUUCGGCCCACUCCUUCCGCGACCUGACCGGCGCAACCAAGCCAAAGUACCCGAGCUUGAAGGGCCCGGUCAACCAUGCUGUGCGACAGCAGGCCCAGCUGUCCGCCCCAGGGAAGCAGCAAGCUAGGAGAGGCUUCACUUCGCCGUCUGUCCCAUCGCUCUCCAGCCUGAGCCUCGCUGCACCCCAACGCUCUUCCCGAUCACCAUCCCCAUCAAGCACACACAAAUCCGCCUCGGGGCCGCGCACACUAUCUCGCAAGAGCUCUCGGAGUGAUGUUUUGCCGUCGCCAGGGUUGGGCUCAAGGAGGCCGUCAUGGCAGGACUCCAAAAGAAAAACUGUAAAGGAAAGGGAGGCCGAGUGCGAUGAUGAAGAUGACGAGCUUCCCGAGGAUGCUGUUAUCUGGAAUAUCCCCAUCUCGCCACGCCCCACGAUGGAUCGAUCAUCAGAGUCCUGGGUUGGCGAGAGCCCGCCUUUGGCGUCGCCCAAUCCCGACGCGUUAAUAUCGUCGUCUUCGAGGUCUUCGAGGACUUCUCCCGCACCUUCCGUAUCGCGUGUCUCCCAGAGAACUCCUUCUCCCAACGUUUCUAGCAGAGGCGUAUCUCCACAGUCAGCGACACAGCCGAACACGUGGGCAGAGACGUACACCGCAUUAGAUACGGAUGCCAAAUUCCUUACUGGAAAACUGGAGGAGUUUCAAUCUGAGAAUGAGCGAAAGCAAGAAAUUUCGAGACAACAGCCCGGUCUUACACGAUCAGCAUCCUUGAGCCAGCCUGAACCGAAGAGCAAAAAGCCGGCUCUCCCACCUGUCCGUAAGAGCGAUCCUCUAAUCGAUCCGUUCCAGCCGUCGGUUGAGAAGCAGAAGUACCUCUCGCGGACCCGACCUUCGUGGCUUCCACCCAAAAAUCCCAAGGAAGAGAAGAAGCACCUUAAGGAGUACCAGCGCAUGUUGGCUCGCAUUGAGGAAGCUGAACGUCUCGAGGCUCAACGUGCUCAAGAAGAAGCGAUAGCUCGUGAAAAGGCCUCCCGCGUCAAGGCAGAAUACUGGUCGAGCCUACUUUUACCAAACUGGGCCACCGAGAUGACAAAUUCCGAGCUCCGUGCCUCGCACAGGAAGAUGUGGUGGAACGGCAUUCCUCCACGGUUGCGAGGUCAGGUCUGGCAGAUGGCGAUUGGAAAUGAUCUUGAGGUUACGGAAGCGACCUACAACAUUGCCUUGGAGAAAGCACGCAAAGAAGUCAAGACGCAUGGCCACGAAGCGCUCGGAGGCCGCUAUGUCUACAUUGUCGAAAGCACCCAAGCAGUGUUCCCUGAUCUCAAGAUGUUCGCCGCACGAACGUCACAGGAGGCAGAGGACGAGCAACCGCUACACCAGGACCUCGUCGACAUAUGUCUAGCCUACUCGAUGUACCGCCCGGACAUUCCACACUCAAAGUUCGACAUACAUCACAUCGCCGCAUUGCUCCUGUUGAAUCAAGCCGCGCCACAAGCUUUUGUCGCCCUGUGCAACCUCCUCAACCGUCCGCUACCCCUGUCCUUCCUCAUCCACGAUCAAAACGCCAUACAUGCCGCCUACUCCACAACACUUCACGUCUUGGCGAAGAAAGCGCCUAGUCUGGCUCAACGACUAGAGACGUUACGUGUUGAGCCCAGAGAUUAUCUGUUCCACACACUGGGCUCCUUAUUCUGUGGCCGUCUGGGCGUCGAGCAUGCCGCGCGCAUAAUGGACAUAUACACGAUCGAAGGCGACAAGAAUCUUCCACGGGCCGCAGUCGCCAUACUCAGCAUACUAGAGGGCAGCUGCAUGGAGGGCGACGCGGCGCAGGUUGCAAAAACACUACGGGAGAAGAAGAUUGACCUUGACGUCGACGACUUCAUGACCAAGGUUUUUGAGGCGGGCAAGAGCUCGUAG